ACGUUGCUUUCUUGUCGGGCGGAUGGUGGCGCAUGCGCACUUCACUUCACCACUGAUCCAUUUGGAAUUUCUAUAAAGAGAAGAAAAACAAAAACAAAGAAUAAUAAUAAUCGACUAGUUUGUGCCAUUCAUAAAUCUUUAUUAAUAAACGAAAUUGAAAACGAAUGCAUUUGUGCACUAACAUACAUACAUAUGUACAUACAUACAAACAUACUUGCGAUAUAAAUAUCUACGACUUUAAUGUGAUUGUGUUCAGUAGAGAAUCCAGAGCCAAAGAGUUAAUUAACCGAGUUGACAAAGUCUAUAUCUAAGAACAUUGAAAGAAGCUGACUUUUUCUAAUUUUUUUUGAAAUACGAUUUUAGUAUUUGCGUUUUGGAAACAACCAACCAACAGCUGUUAAUGCUGCCUACGCUGCCAGCGAAAAGUUGCGGCUCACCUGGUGGGUGGCAGUGUAAAAACGAAAGGUGGAGAGCGAAUCAACAGCAAAUACUGGUUAGAAUUGAAAACAUUCGCGCAUAUGUGCAUAAGAGUGCACACCUAACUGCAAACAAACACGCACACAUACACAUGUAGCAAGCAUGUGCAUCUAAUUCAAGACGUUUAACAAAACGAGAGGCGCUUUUUGAAAAACUGGUAGCGAAAACUAGAAUUUCUGUGACAAUUUUUCAUGUGCAAAAACGCACAUUCACACAUCUGCGUACAUAAGUGAAUGUGAAGAAAAUAUACAAAAUCGAUUUGGUUUCAAGUAAAGUGUAAUUAACAAAUCGCAGCGCCUUUGCAGAAAAGUAUCGCGCGCGCGCGUGUGUGUGUGUGAGCAACUUAGAACGUCACAAGCGCAGUUAAUGCAACGAGCAAACAAAACAUUCCCUCAUACAUACAUGUGUAUGCACUUAAAAAGCGAGCGUGUGCGCGUCAAAGUGAAAAUAUUUGUAUUGAAACGCGAGUCGACGCGGCUUUGUGCGCCAACUUGCAGCAUUUGCACUUCCGCUCCACGCGACGCCGCUGCGCCAGAAGAACAGCCAGCCGCGACGCCCACCUGUUGGCCGAUCAGUGGCAUUAGUUUACCUGCUUAACACAUACAGCCGACUUACAGACGCAGUGCGCCCUCAUACGCACACAUUCACACGUUUUUGAAGGCGAGCGAAGGUUGGUCCGCCGUUUAUUGGCGCGAAAAUCUGCAACACUGCACUCGACAACCUCUAGAUGCGCUCGACCAGCACGCACAUAAUGCACCCAAUUACAAUGACAUGAAUGCGCCCACAACAAGCACUGCAACUGAACAUACCCACACGCCCGAACAUAGAAAAUAAAGAUUUUCUGCAGAAAGCACAACGAUUUCCAUAAAAUUACUGCGAUUGCAUUGCUUGUCUUGCUUAUAAUAUUGGUGACGGCGUUCGAAUGAAACUACUCAGGUACCGUUAAACGUUUCAAAGCUAAACGCCAAACACCAGAUACCAAACCUCAGGAAAGCAGGAGAAAACAAAACACACAACCAUUUAGUAACUCAAUCGGUCUGCCGUCAAUAGAGCAAGGGGCGGACAUUAGUUGCAUAGUCAAAAUGGACUCACGCAUCGGACUGGAUUACAUUGUCGAGAAUCGUGAAUAUAUUUCGAAAUUGGGCACUGCACUAGACACCAGCAAUGCCGUCGUCAAGAAGCAAGUUUUCGAAUUGCUAUCCGCGCUGUGCGCCUACAACGCCGAUGGCUACGCACGCGCUAUUGAAACGCUAGAAUUUUACAAGAAUCUCAAAAAUGAACGUUAUCGUUUCAAAAUCGUUAUAAACGAACUGGAGAAAGCGUCCAAUGUUGAAUACCAAGUUGCCUUAUUGGCAUUCAUCAAUUGCGUGAUUAUAUCAGCAUCUAAUUUACAAGACCGUAUACGAAUACGCAAUGAAUUUAUCGGUUUAAAAGUAUUACCGCUAUUAAAUAAUUUAAGGAAAGUCGCACAGAGUGUGGGAGAUAUUAUAGUGCAAUUGGACGUAUUCGACGAACAGCGAGAAUGCGACGAAGCUCAGAGUCUACAGGGCCCAAGUGGCAUCAACUUAAAUUCGCAUCUUGAUGUAUUCUACGCGAUAUUGCGACAAGUGGCCGAUACGCCACAGGAAGUGCCAUUUCUAAGUAUAUUACAACAUUUGCUACGCAUAGAUCCCAAAGAGGCAAUCAGCGAUGUGAUCUGGGAUACAACAGAGAAGUUGGUGCAUCGUGCCACACUACUCGAGAGUCAUGAGGACUCGGUGAGGAUACUGCGUUCGCCGAGCGUACAAAAAUUCUCCUGUCCACAUUGUCGUGGCGAAGCAACCAGUCCAAGUCGCAAAAAUGCCGCCUCACUUUCUACCUCAGCCUCAUCACAGCUGCAUAACGGGCCGUUAUCACCGAUAUCAUCACCACCACCACCACCACCAGUACUACCUUCCACAUCGACGCCGGUACACUGUGCGCCACCCGCACCACCGCCGCCCAUUCCGCCGCCUCCAAUGAAUGGUCCUAUUAGUGGUGGGGCACCACCACCACCUCCACCGCCAAUUAUGAAUGGAAAUUGUCUAGUAGCACCGCCCGUCCCCCCACCCGUACCUGGCGCUCCACCACCUGCACCACAGCCACCAGGCUCCACUGGUAAUUUACUCAGCAAUCACACGAAUCCCAUGCGACCCGUCACCCCGGACUUGAGCUUAAACGGUCACAAUAUGAUCUUACUACCGCAACAAGACACACCAGCACCCAAGUCGAAGAUGAAAACUAUCAAUUGGGGUAAAAUUCCGCCGAAUCGGGUCAUUGGCAAGCAAAAUAUAUGGACUAUAGUGGCCAAUAAUCAUCAGGACACGCCCAUGACCGACAUCGAUUGGAAUGAAAUGGAAGGAUUAUUCUGUCUGCAAUCGACCAGCGCUCAAGGCUCACCGAAAUUGGGCCGUGAAAGCAGCAGUAGUUCGGGCUACGAUACACUCGACCGCAAAUCCAAAAAGGAAAGCACAGAAAUAUCUUUGCUCGACGGUAAACGCAGCCUGAACGUAAACAUCUUCCUCAAACAAUUCCGAAGUUCGAAUGAAGACAUUAUACAGCUGAUAAGAGAUGGCGAGCACGAUGACAUCGGUGCGGAAAAGUUACGGGGCUUAUUGAAAAUUCUACCGGAAGUCGACGAAUUAGAUAUGCUUAAAACCUUCAAUGGCGAUAAAAGACGGCUGGGUAAUGCCGAGAAGUUUUUGCUACAGCUCUUGGAGGUACCAAAUUAUAAACUGCGUAUUGAAAGCAUGCUGCUAAAGGAGGAAUUCGCCGCCAAUAUUAGUUAUCUGGACCCAUGCAUCAACGCAAUGAUCUAUGCUGGAGGAGAUCUUAUGAACAACGAAAUGCUGCAAGAAGUGCUGUAUAUGGUCGUUAUCGCUGGCAACUUCCUCAACUCGGGCGGCUAUGCCGGUAAUGCGGCUGGAGUCAAACUCUCCUCGCUACAAAAGCUCACCGACAUACGCGCCAACAAGCCGGGAAUCAAUCUCAUACACUUUGUGGCAAUGCAGGCCGAGAAGCGCAAUCCAGAGCUCCUAACAUUCCCCGCACAGUUGACUGCACUGGAAAAUGCAUCCAGAACAACUGUUGAACAAAUAAAUAACGAGAUUAAUGCGCUGGAUAUACGAAUACGUAAAAUCAAAAGGCAGAUCGAACAACCCACAACGGAGGAUGAAAUCAAAGAGCAAAUGUCGGAGUUCUUAGAGAACGCUGAGCGCGAGGUGGCUGCGCUGCAAGCCAAUAUGAAGGAGGUAGAAGCGAUGCGUUUAAAGCUGGCCGAUUUCUUUUGCGAGGAUGCGGCGCACUUUAAAUUGGAGGAGUGUUUCAAAGUAUUCCAAUCAUUCUGUGAUAAAUUCAAGCAGGCUGUGAAAGAAAACGAGCGUCGACAGCAAUUGGAGGAGCAAGCUACGCUCAGACGAAAACAAAGGGAAGAGCAGCUGGCCAGGCGCGCUAGACAAGUUAGUCAAUGUGGCACCCCAGUCUCUGAUUCGGAAAACCAUUGUAGCAUUGAAAAAAUAUUUGAUACCCCUGAGGGGAUUUCACCGAGCAUAACACCGAAUGGUAGCAUGCGAAAAAGGCGGCCUAGUCGUGUAUUACCAGAGGAAGAUGAUCUGAUGGAGUUCUUGCGCACAUCCGGACACGAGCAUAUAAGCAGAGAUCGAAAGGCCUAUGGAAGUUUGGAUCGGUCUUGGGCACGCCGUGCACGUUCUGGAAGUUCUAGCCGAAAACGUCCCGAACUCUUAAAUGUGGACUUCAGUGAUGACCGCGAACGUGCCAGUUCGCCAGCACCGUUACUGAAUAUGGACAAAAAAUCGCCAACCUCACCGCAAGGUGGCGGCACUACUCCUUCCCCCACGCAGCAAGCCAGCGAGGAUACGAAACCGAGAAUAUCCCGUGAAUUUCGACAAAAAAUCGAAAACUGGCUGCAGUCCAACGAGAACGAUGAAAAGCAAAACGAAGAAUUCAAACGCAAGCGCCGUUUGGUUAACAGUAAUAGGCGUUCGUUUGAAAACGAAACAGAUAGCGAACGAAAAUUGGAUACUUUGCCAGAGGAGAAAAUCGUGCCUACCACGCCAACCACAACUACGAACUCUACUAAUUCUCAACAUUUCCACAAGAAUACUACCAGCACUAACAACAACAACAACAAUAAUAAUAAUAAUAACAGUAAUAACUGUAACAAUAACAAUGCGAAUAACUACAAACGGGUAUAUCCCGACUGGAAGCCCGCCAACACGCUCGAACACACCGAUGUUGUCGGCACAAUGCAAGCAAUUGCUGAUGUGAAUAACGCCAGGGAUAAAUCACACUGGCGCAAGGGUAAUCGAGGUAAUGAACCAUCGGACACUAGCGCAUCUGAAGCCCAGGAGCAAUCGCCGAAAAACCAUCAUGUUACAACAGCCGAUGAGUUGAGGGAAUAUAGACGACAACGUUCGCUGGAGAAUGCAGAAAAGCGUGCCACGGCACUCAAAUCCAUCGAGGAAGAGGACCGACGAAGAUCAUUAAUAAAACAACUUGGCCAAGAGGACAUGGACGAUUGCUUGCAUAUUUACAUACGCAAACCACCAUCCAAAGAGCCGGUCGAAAUAUCGAAUAAAACUUUGUCACAAGAUUUGACUGUUGCGCAAUCUAACGCUCCAGCUACAACAACUUCACUGACAACAACAAAAAGCGAUACCAAAGCAAAUAUUGACAUUCUAGAAUCAUCAAAAUUGGGUAGAGAGAAUGGAACAAAAACUGGAGACGAUAGUAUGCGUCGAACUCACAAUGAGAAAUAUAGUCGCAAAGAGAUUGAUGCUGACAAUGUGGAAACACCACCGGUCACACGCCGCGUCAUCGCCACACCAAAUAAAACGUUGGUCACCAUUAAUGGCCUGGAUAAGACGAAUAGCAAACAGCUUAGCGAACAACAAAGCAAUCCGGAACCAAAUGAGCAGGACGUACCUGGAUUCUUCGAUCGUUACUCAGCCACCCGGCGCACAAGACGUUAUAAACGCCCCACGGAUUACAGCAGCGGUAACGAGGAGUUUUUAUCAACUAAAGACACGAGCGACUCGAGCAAUGUACGACAAUCAUCUAGUGCUGGUGACAUGGAGAGGCUGCAUGGCAAAGCGCAGGAUACGUCCAAUCAAAAUAAGACUACAGUAGAAAAACUUUUACCAGAGCAGCCCACACAAAUCACACCGAAACCGGUUGCAGAGCGUACGAUUACCAAACUGGAAAAAGUUGGACGUCACAUUAGCUCCAUCAAUCAAGAAGAUGUACAAGAAGCCAUAAGGAAUCUCAAAUCACCAACCAACACACCGGAUCGCAUAUGGAGUCCGCCACGCGACAUAAUCAAUUCGCAUAUAACCAACACAAACUUGCAAAACCCCACACCUAGUAACCAAAGCGCUACUGUCAUUAAACUAUCCAGUCAUGAACUUAACGACGAAGGGUUCGAAGAGACACAAAGCCUCGUAUCAGACACGCCCUCACAAGGCAAAGAGAGCACGAAUUCCUCGUGCAACGGCGUGUCUGACCUCGUAACACCACAUGCACGCGCCACAACGACAAAGACUACAACGCCGAAGGCCAACACCUCAAGGCCGAACACAAGUCGCCUUGCCGAUCGACUGCAAAUAUCAAAGCUGCGAAACGUGUUACCUCAAAAGUCUCAACCUGCAUACCAACAACAAACUGCGCCCUCGCGUCGACCACCUAACUCAACACAAAUGGACCGCAGUCGUUCAUUCCGUACGUCUAAUGGCCCAGCCGUUGUGCAGCCCGUAUUCGGUGCCGGCAGCAAUGCAGCACGGCGUUCACAUUCUAUGCGUCGUCCAGGCAGCAACCAGCAAGAUACAGUUCAAAGUGUCCACACUUCACCUAUGCAUGCAGUGCGGCGUGAUGUCGAACGUAGCAGUUCAAGGAAUAGCCUGCGUUCGUCACGCUCAUCCAUCAACAGUGCCGCGUCGACAAAUACAGUGAGACGCAUGCCGAUUGUGGUGAGUAAGACACCGCUGCAAACAGUGUCGGUCGAUUCGUCGCCCAGCAAGCGCCCGCUAACGAUGCAAAAUAACAUGCCGCCGCAUAUGCGCGCCGUCAGUGGUGCGUCCGCCAGCCGCACACCGGUGCCAGCCAGUCGCAGCAGCAGCAGUGGUUCGAGCAUAGGGCAGCACGUGGUAGUGGUGCGGAAAGUAACGGGUAACGGUAACGUUGGUAGUGGUAGUGGGCAGCGCACUGUGCACUUGGGCAGCGCGAGCUUUAAGGAAAACCAAACCAACAACGCGCCAACGCGCACCAAUGUCGCACGCAGUGCUGUUCUAGUCAAAGCGGCCAUGUCACAACAUGCCACGCCACAGACGACACACAUGCGCACAGCCAGUAGCACCAGAAGCGCUUCAAGCAAUCGUGGCAUGAGCAGUUUCAUGCGACCGACGGCGUCCAGUGUCACCAAGAGAACCAAAUAGCUCCGCUAGAGCGUGAAAAAUUUGACUUUUUUGAUAUACGGGUGUGUACAUACAUACAUACAUACAUACAUAUGUGGAUGGGUAUAUGCCUAAUAUGUACUCCAACAAAUCUCUCAUAUCCGAUUCUUAAAAUUUACUCACACGCAAAAGAUCUAAACAAAGAUGAUAAUAUUUUCUAUGAAACAAAGGUGAAAACACAAUACAAAUGUAUUUAUUUUGUAAUAUGUAAGCAGUUACUGUUGCUAAAACCCAAUGUAAAUCAGAUUCUAAGAUACUUGUAUACGUCAUAUACAUACAUACAAAUAUAUAUUUGUAGCUUUAACACUCCGUCGUUGAAUCUUCCCACAAAAAAUUAAAAACAAAAAACACAUACAUACAUACAUACAUAUAUGGUGUACUGUAUGUUGUAUAAGAAGAAACUUUCAAGCCGUCCGCAUAAGAAGCCGAAUUUGAAGCACAUACUUGAAACUAAGCGCAAUAACAAAUUAUAAGCACACCAAUGCCCUUCGCGCGUAUGUAUGUAUGUAUGAAUUUGCAUUUGGUAUAAACGAUACAACUCCAUACAUACGUACAUUUCGCAUUCGUAUGCAGUUUUUAUAUAUUUUUUCGCGCCAUUAGACAGAAAGCAAGAUACACUUUGACAAUUAUUUCGUGCGCACUUAUAGAAAAAAACAUUAGCUUUUAUUAGAAAAACAAGUCACACAGCUGUCGCAAACGCAAUUUGUGUGUAAUUAAAGCAGACUUUAACAAAUCAAAAUUUGCAAACAAUUGAAAUCAAAGAGCCUUUUUGGUUUUAGUUGAACGAUUAAAAGAUGCAGAGAGAUGAGAGAAAUCACAAAUAAAAUAAUUUACGAAUAGUAACUGUUCUAUUAUAAAAACCUAAUGCACUAAAAUGUUUACUAAGUUCUUAGUUUAAGCCGAAUAGCAAUAACGAAACUAAGCCAUUUUACUUACUAAUACUUAAGCUCUACUUAGCUGCUAGCUACUUUACAGUGACUAACUUGUAAUGAACAAAAAAUAAAUAAAAAUUAAAAAAAAAUGUAAAGUAUUUCAUGUUUAUAAUAAUUUUAAGUCAUAUUUAUUUCACAAACGCUUUUGGCAAACAGCACAAACUGCGCGAUAUUGUUGUUGUGUGCAUACAUACAAAUAACAUACUUGCAUGUAUGUAUGCAGGUGUGUUGGAAAGUGGAAAUGAACAAUGCGAAAAGUAUAUAACGAUAACACACAUGUCUUCAUGUGAAUAAAAAUUAAAAGCUUUAAAAUUAUAAUUAAAAGGAAAAACAGAAAUACUUGUAAUUGUUAAGAUACACAGUUUUGUAAAAUAAAACUUGUUUCUAAAUUUA
Bactrocera tryoni is the source of this 8287-nucleotide messenger RNA. It is a transcript of the gene form3, whose product is annotated as formin-J. The coding region runs from base 1560 to 6944 and encodes 1794 amino acids. Gene Ontology annotation, molecular function: actin binding. The transcript has 17 exons. Gene Ontology annotation, biological process: cellular component organization. Lineage: Eukaryota; Metazoa; Arthropoda; Insecta; Diptera; Tephritidae. The record is from RefSeq and is a predicted model, not a curated record.